GUGCAGAUGUGUCCCUGCGCGUGAGGGAAUGCACCCUGAAGCCGCUUCGCGGUAGCUGCACAUCUGGCCCGACCCCCCCCCCCCCCAUUUAACACGUCUCCGAUUAAAUGAUCUGGGUGCAAACGCGGAGAAAAGUCGGAUUUCCAGCGUUUUGUACAGACAAGCCAAUUUCCUUAAUUGCAGUCAGGAGAGAGGGGGGGGGAUGGUGAAGCGGUCCACUCCCAAAGACUUAAAUCGUUGGACGCAUGGAGGCGUUUGGACGGAAGGUCGUCUAGGAGCAAGGGAACUUGUCCAGAUCUCUCGCUCCUCUGCUGCAGAGAACACCGGAGGGCUCCGCUGGAAGAAACGAUGGCGAAAGCCGACUGCAAAGCAGCCAAAGAAAUGACCAAGACAAUGGAGAACACGAUGCAGCGUCUUCACGGACGAUUUCAAGCCAUCACCCAGCAGAUGGGAUCGCAAAUUGAUGAGAUGGGGACGCGCAUCGAUGACCUUGAGAAGAAAGUGGCUGAUCUCGUGACGCAACCCGGGGAGGAGGAACAGCCCGGUUCAAAUGACUGGGACAGUCCGCGGCCCAGUGGGCCUCCACCCAGCAGCUGAACACUUCUCACCAAAUUGUAGUUUCUGGGAGGACCAACUCCCAUCACACAUUAAAUGUGACCUCAAACUUCUCGUGGGGCACCCAUUAAGGGAUGCUACAAUGUAUCUAUAAUGUAUCUAUGUAUUCUCACAACACUGGAAUUAGACCCCCACACACACACUGGUUUCCUCUGGUUUCACAGUCACUGUAAUUAUGUAAACUUGUUUGUAGUAAAUGAACUUUGUAACAAA
Lampris incognitus (smalleye Pacific opah) is the source of this 828-nucleotide messenger RNA. Its product is annotated as heat shock factor-binding protein 1. Gene Ontology annotation, molecular function: transcription corepressor activity. Gene Ontology annotation, biological process: cellular heat acclimation. The transcript is spliced from 3 exons. The record is from RefSeq and is a predicted model, not a curated record. Gene Ontology annotation, cellular component: nucleus; cytosol. Lineage: Eukaryota; Metazoa; Chordata; Actinopteri; Lampriformes; Lampridae. The coding region runs from base 349 to 597 and encodes 82 amino acids.